AUGAAGGUUCAAUAUGCUGCUCAUCUUCCGCUCGUAUUGCAUGCAUGGCCUGACACUUGCACAUUUCACGGAGGAUUGAAAACUGGCAUUGUUGGUAGAACAGGUAGCGGCAAAUCAACUCUUAUACAAACACUUUUCCAACUCGUUGAACCUACUGCCGGGAAAGUUAUCAUUGACAACAUCAACAUCUCUACAAUCAGACUGCAUGAUUUGAGGUCUCGACUAAGUAUUAUUCCGCAAGAUCCAACAAUGUUUGAGGGGACAGCAUUGGAUAAGUGUCAUCUGGGAGAUGAAGUUAGAAAGAAAGAAGGAAAGCUUGACUCUUCAGUCAGUGAAAAUGGUGAGAAUUGGAGCAUGGGUCAGAGGCAGUUGGUUUGUCUAGGUAGGGUUCUGCUUAAGAAGAGCAAGAUUUUGGUGCUUGAUGAAGCCACUGCUGCAUCAGUUGAUACAGCUACGGAUAAUUUGAUUCAACAAACUCUUAGGCAGCAUUUCACAGACUCUACUGUCAUUACCAUUGCACAUCGAAUAACUUCUGUUCUUGACAGUGAUAUGGUUCUACUUCUUAGUAAGGACUUAUUGAGGAGUAUGACUCCCCAACCACAUUGCUUGAGGGAUAAGUCGUCAUCUUUUGCUAAGCUUGUUGCAGAGUAUACCAUGAGGUCCAACUCAAAAUUUUGAGAAAUUUGUUGAUCAGUAUCAUCUGAAAUAAAAGUUUCUUGUUGACAAUGAAAUAUUUUAAAGUUUUCUUCCAUUAAGCA
Trifolium pratense (red clover) is the source of this 758-nucleotide messenger RNA. RefSeq names its product ABC transporter C family member 3-like. The record is from RefSeq and is a predicted model, not a curated record. Gene Ontology annotation, molecular function: ATP binding; ATPase-coupled transmembrane transporter activity; ATP hydrolysis activity. Gene Ontology annotation, cellular component: vacuolar membrane; plant-type vacuole. The transcript is spliced from 4 exons. Bases 1 to 678 code for a protein of 225 amino acids. Gene Ontology annotation, biological process: transmembrane transport. NCBI's taxonomy places the organism in Eukaryota, Viridiplantae, Streptophyta, Magnoliopsida, Fabales, Fabaceae.